AUGGAGAAAACCCCUAUCGAGGUCCGCCCUUCAGAGGACCUUGACGUCGAAGCCGGUACACGGGCCAUCGAUUUCCCCAAGGUCGAACCGACAGCAUCAAUCGGGGCAUCACUAGCUCCAACCGAAUCCGAUCCCUAUGGCAGUCGUCCGGCGUGCUUCAGCAGUCUCUUUCAGGAAUGUCUCUUUGUUCUUACCACGACCGUCGCUGUAGGGCAGAGUUCGAUCUUCACCGGAGCUAUUCUGUGCAUGACCGACCACAUCGGCAAAGACCUGGACAUGACGGCAGCCGAAGUGACCUGGAUCAAUGCUGCCCAGACCCUCGCGGCGGGAACGUUCUUGCUCUUUUUUGGCCGGGUGGCCGACUUGUUUGGGAGGAGACUGCUCUUUCUCUGCAGUCUGGCCUUUUUCAGUAUCUGUCUGCUCAUCACCGGCUUUGCCACCAAUGCGUACUUUUUGGAUGUGUUCUGUGGUCUCCUCGGUCUCAGCUCGGCGGCUUCUGUUCCCCCGGCCAUUGGCAAGCUGGGGGCGGUCUAUGACAGACCGAGCCGACGAAAGAACAGAGCCUUUGCCUGCUUUUCGGGGGGCAACCCGGUGGGUUUCGUGCUUGGAGCAUUUAUCAGUGGCGUGACGAUGCAAAUUUCCUCCUGGAGAGCAGCAUUCUGGGUCAUGGCGGUCAUUUAUGCUUUCUUCUUUUUCGCAGCGCUGUGGACGACCCCGCCGGACAACGAACAGAAGCUCGGGGGACUCAACAUGGAGACUUUUGUCAAGUUCGACCUUCUCGGAGCGCUUCUCGCUGUGGGUGGAAUUGCCAUGUUCACCGCCUCCCUGACUUUAGCUGGCGACGCGCCAGACGGAUGGGGGACGUCAUAUGUGAUUGCCUUACUAGUGGUUGGGCUUGUACUGGUCGCCGGCUUCAUAUACUGGCAGAGUGUUUUCCGAUAUCCACUCAUGCCCUUGAGGGUCUGGAAGGAUCGAAAUUUCACCUUGGUGGUGAUUGUGCUCUGCCUCGGGUUUUAUGGCUUCGCUGGGAACUUGUUUUGGUUAACGUUGCUUUGGCAAAGGAUUAACCAGCUGUCCCCGCUGAUGGUCGCCGUACAUCUCCUUCCCGCGGGCAUCGGGGGAAUUCUGGUCAAUGUCCUGGCAGCAAUGAUCAUGCACCGAGUCUCCAACAGGGUGAUCAUGAUUAUUGGGGCUGUCAGCGCAGUGGUCGCGUCUGCACUUUUCAGCGCGAUAUAUACGUCGAUAUCGUUCUGGGCUCUUGCGUUUCCAGCAUUGUUGUUCAGCGUGCUGUCUCAGGAUCUGGAAUUUACCGUCACCAACAUGUACGUCAUGUCGUCUCUUCCAAGUGAGCAGCAGUCGGUGGCAGGAGGUUUAUUCAACACGGUGACAAGGCUUGUUGCGACGGUUGGGCUGGGCAUUCAAACAAGCAUUUACAACACGGCGGGAGGUGCAGCGCAGGGGGUAGGAGCAGUGACAUAUCGGCCAUAUCAGGCAACAUUCUGGGUAUCUCUGGUUGGUGCGGUGAUGGCGGUAUUUCUGGUGCCCUUUUUGACCAUUGGGCGUCAGGGAGGACGAAAGAAGCUUGCCAACCGGGGGCAUCAGGAUUAA
Cladophialophora psammophila CBS 110553 is the source of this 1608-nucleotide messenger RNA. RefSeq lists its product as uncharacterized. NCBI's taxonomy places the organism in Eukaryota, Fungi, Ascomycota, Eurotiomycetes, Chaetothyriales, Herpotrichiellaceae. Gene Ontology annotation, cellular component: membrane. Gene Ontology annotation, biological process: transmembrane transport. Gene Ontology annotation, molecular function: transmembrane transporter activity. The record is from RefSeq and is a predicted model, not a curated record. The coding region runs from base 1 to 1608 and encodes 535 amino acids. The transcript has a single exon.